AUGUCUUCUAUUACGCGAACAGACGUCACCGCUGUUAUUUUCUAUAACAAGCUAAUUUUAGCAGGUAUUGGUAGUACACUAAAUGUAUUUGAUAAACAAUCCACGAAGUUGCAACAAAGAUUGCAAGUUUUACAUGGUCAGAAAAUAUACGGUAUUGUGCCUUCGAAAUUUAAAGCAGAAAUUAUUGUGUUUGGAGGGAAACAGUUUACUGUGUUAUCUGUAGAUGAAAAUGAGGUGUUAAUAAAAAAGUUUGAAGCUGUUGUCUGUGAUGAUUGGUUGCAUUCAGCUCUGUGGGUAUAUGGUGAUGUAAUUGCUGUACUGACAGCACACAAUGUUGUACAAAAAUGGAACACCACAACUCUAGAGCUUAUAUCCCAACAUGCAAGUAAAGACAACUCAAUACUGUACAGUGGUUUACUAGUACCAUUAAAAGAUGAUAUAUUGGUGAUGGCAGGCACUGUUUUCUCCGAGGUUAUCAUACACAGGUGCAGUGAUGACAAACAGUUUCACAAUUUGAAAGAACAUAAGGGGGUAAUAUUUUCAAUUUCAUGUAAACCAGAAAAAAAUAUAAUAGUUACCACAUCAGAUGACAGAUCAGUUUGCAUAUGGGGUCCGGAAACUAUUCCACCUCACUCAUAUGACACCAUAAACUAUUGGAAGAAUAUAAGUAUAGUCUGUAAGCAUAAGGUAUAUGGCCACCUAGCAAGGGUUAUGAGAAGUUGUAUCAGUAACCGUUUGAUCAUCUCAGUUGGUGAGGAUUCUGCUAUAUGUUACUGGGACUAUGAAGGAAAGCUGAAGAAGAAGAUUGUCACCCAUCAGAAUGGGUGUAUAUGGUCUGUUGAUGCGGAUGAGCAUCAUUUAGUUACCGGUGGAGGUGAUUGUGGAGUUAUCAUACAUCCUCUUUCCGCAGCUAUAGAUUAUUCACAAAAUGAUAUUAUUGAUAUUGGUGUUGCCACACCUAAGAGGGUAGAAUUCACUGCAAGAAGAAACUUAGUUGUCACAGAUGAGAACAAUUUGAUAUAUUAUAAUUUUAGUAAUAAAAAUAAAUGUGUGUAUGAGUUAAAAUAUGAAUCAACAUAUCGGAUGCUAUCUCUUUCUUCCUGCAGGCAACUAGUAGCUGUAGCAGAUAUGACUGGGAAGUUAGGCAUCUUUGUAGAAAAUUGCAAAGAUGAUGCAGUGAUCAUAAAACUAAUAGAUAUAAAACUGGAUAUAGGAAAAGUGCUAUCCAUGCAUUGGGCUGGCAAUAGACAUCUAGUGUUUUGCACAGAUAAUGGUCACAUUUCCGUAUUUGCUUCGAGUGAUACCAUCGUAGAAGAAUACGCCCACUUUAUUCUACCACCGUGCAAAGAGGCAUUACUAACGGCUGUUGCAGUAGAUUUUACUAAAAACUAUUUUGUAGUGGGUGAUAGAUGUGGUAAUAUACAUAUAUUCGUAAAAGGCCAGGUCAACCCAGUCAAAAGCUUCAGUAAAGUCCAUGGACGCUAUGGCCCACGAACAUUACUAUUUACAGAUAAAAGCAUUACUUCUACUGGCAGAGAUCACAGUGUCAAAUAUUUUACUUCCUUUAAUGGCAGUUUUAAGUUUAUGCGCAGCAAAGAUUUUCCUUUUGCAUGGGUUGAGAAAUUUUUAGACAAAGAUCAAAAUUUAGUCUGUGGGUUCCAAGAAAGGGUCUUUGUGGUAUACAACAUUAAAUAUAACAGCAAGGUUUUAGAAAUACCUUGUGGGGGAGGACACAGGUCUUUCGACGCUAUUAGAUACAUCGAUAAAGUUAAUGAUGGUUUUGAUGAAAUUAUCAAACUGGUGUAUUUAAAGGACUCUGAUAUAAAUGUAGCGACAUUUGAACUUAGCAAAAUUGUGUCUAAGAAUGUUAUAAACGGAUCUCACGCUAAAGAAAUAAACUGUUUAAAAUCACAUAAAGUCAAAGUCAAUGAUGCUAUAAUAUACAUUACUGGUGGUGAAGACACUACUCUAAGAAUUUCUAGUGUAGAUGAAGCAAUGAACUUUCAAGAUGAAUUUUGCUUUAGACAUUUAUCAAGUGUUAGAACUUUGAGCAUAUAUGUUAUAGAUCAGUAUACAUUUCUUCUUGUAUCAGCUGGUGGCAGAGCACAGAUUUGUGUUAAAAAAGUAAAAAUAAUAAAAGAAAAAUCUGAAUUUAGUAUUGUGUGUGAAGAGUUAAUAGAUUAUUUAGUGAAAGGAACAGAUAAGGAGCGAAAAGGGAAUCAGCCAUGGAAGAAUUGCUACGUAGACUUUGAUCCAGAAAUGAGAAUAAUGGACUUAGACAUUCAUAAAUUUAACCAGAAAUUUGUGAUUUUCGCUGGAUGUUCAGAUGCUUAUUUGAGAGUGUUCUCAUUCGGAGAAAAUGAAAAUAAAUUGGAAGUAUUAAAAGCUACGAAGUACCAUAGUACGUGCAUAUUGAAAACGAAAUGUAUUCAAAUGUACGAUAAAAACAUACUAGUGACUUGUACUACACGAGGUGACGUCACAUUUUGGGACAUUACCAACAUAUUUGACACAGAUUUAACACCAUUUUUCAGUACGAAAACGAAUAAAUCUGGUAUCAACAGUAUAAUUUUCACAACCAUAGCUAAUAAUAAAUUUCUCAUAGGCACGGGUGGUGAUGACAAUGCAAUACAUCUCGUUUUACUUGAAAUACCUGACCAGAAUAAUUUGGGCUCCAUGAAAGUUUUAAACACUUGGAAUAGUUCGAAUUUCCACAGCUCACAGAUCACUGGCUUAUGUUCGGUGGAUCGUUACCUGAUAUCGGCUUCUAUUGACCAGAGAAUUACGUUGCUUCAGUGGAAGAUAAUUGGGGAGGAGAUAGAGUGCAAUUUUGUGACUCAGGUGCACACAGACGUAGCUGAUGUUCAAGGAAUGGAACUUCUGGAGGUUAGCAGUGACGCGUUAACAGUAUGCGUCUUCGGCAAGGGAAUGGAGGUUUUAGCUGUGUCGAAGAAUUAA
This is a messenger RNA of Arctia plantaginis, 2958 nucleotides long. The record is from the annotation of a GenBank genome assembly. NCBI's taxonomy places the organism in Eukaryota, Metazoa, Arthropoda, Insecta, Lepidoptera, Erebidae.